This is a messenger RNA of Echinococcus granulosus, 396 nucleotides long. RefSeq lists its product as hypothetical. Bases 1 to 396 code for a protein of 131 amino acids. Lineage: Eukaryota; Metazoa; Platyhelminthes; Cestoda; Cyclophyllidea; Taeniidae. The record is from RefSeq and is a predicted model, not a curated record. The transcript has a single exon.
AUGUCAUUUGCAGGCAAUCCUUCAAGUCCAGUCUUCUCAACUCCAGCAGAAGAAACUACAACAGCCCUCAUUCUAUGCUUCGUCAGUUUGUCGCCUCCCAAGGGGACACAAGUAGUUGCCACUUUCCCGCUGGCACAUCCCACUCCUUCCGUCGUAAUGCCUCCCACCAUUGCCAUUCAUUGCCGUAUCUCAGCAUUUGCACCACCUCAAAAGUCAUCUCCAAUUGAGUCAUCUGAUGCAGUGAGCGAAAGAUAUGAGGCACGGUUCCAAUUCCUGCAUCUCCCUGCAGCGCGUGACUACAUUCCAUCUACUCAUAACAAUUCCCUUGUUCAACUAGCACUAGGAUUUGUAAUAAAUUCACGCAGAAUUCGUAGACUACCUUCCCCGUUUGAAUGA